This is a messenger RNA of Passer montanus (Eurasian tree sparrow), 1136 nucleotides long. RefSeq names its product leucine rich repeat containing 18 (gene LRRC18). The coding region runs from base 289 to 1071 and encodes 260 amino acids. NCBI's taxonomy places the organism in Eukaryota, Metazoa, Chordata, Aves, Passeriformes, Passeridae. The record is from RefSeq and is a predicted model, not a curated record. Gene Ontology annotation, molecular function: protein binding. The transcript has 2 exons.
CACUGGCAUGCUCACACAAGCUUGAAGAGCUGCCAUUUUCCAUCAAGGAAGUACCAUUCUGAAUUCACAGGACUGUGGAAAGGAAACUGUCCUGUGUUCCAUGCUCAUGGCUUUAUUUAUAGACUGAAAGACUAAUUCGGUAUUCAAAGAAGAGCAGACAGGGGACAACUUCACAGUAACAGCCCACACUACUGAGAAAAACUGAGCACCUUGUGACAUCUGCACCUCACCUUCUGGGCCUUUUGAGCUACUUAUCCGGGUCUGGUGUGUCUGUCUGUCAGCAGAGAGAUGCCCAAGGCAAAAGGUCCACAAGGGAAAAGGAUCACCUUGAAAGUGGCAAAAAAUUCAGUCCGGGUACUUUUUAAUGGAAGGCGUCGUCUUGAGUUAAGCAAAAUGGGCAUUGCCGUCUUCCCCAAGUGCCUUCUGGAGCUGGCUGAUGUGGAGGAAAUUGAUUUGAGCAGAAACAUGUUAAGAAAGAUUCCAAACAUCAUUGAGAAGUUCCAGAAUCUGAUGUGGCUGGACCUGCACAGUAAUCAGAUUGAUGAGCUGCCCGCAGCAAUAGGCACGCUUCGCAACCUUACUUACCUGAAUUUAUGCAACAACAAGUUGACCACAAAAGGUCUGCCAGAAGAGCUGACCCUUCUCAAGAACCUGCGUACUCUCAACCUUGGCUUAAACUGUCUUGAGACUAUUCCCACCACUCUUGGCUCCCUGAAGGAACUUAUUGAGCUAGGUCUCUUUGACAACUCCUUGACCAUCAUCCCAAAGAGUGUGAAAAAGCUCCCCAAGCUUGAGAGGCUGAAUGUAAAAAGAAACCCUUUACCAGAAUUUGCAAAGGAAGAUGAGCCAAUUGACACCAUUAAACGCAUAGAAUCGCUUUACUUAGUAGAAAAGAAAGACCUGUGCAAUUCCUGUGUGCAGACAUGUCAGGGUGAGAGGGACGAGCUGCACAAGUUAGAGGACAUGACACCCGGCCCCUCAGAUAAGCCAAGUUUCCCUUCACUCACUACACCCAAUUCCACUGCAAUAGAUAACCAAGAAGAAUGGAGAAUGAAAGACGACAAUCUUUGAAAUAUACCAAGGCACUCUAUAGACCAUGUUGCAUGAAGUCCAGCCCAAGCAAAUAAAAAAACUGA